UCAUUGAAUACAAUAUAAACAGUCGCUAUCCGACCAACGUCCGUGAUACACGUUUCGGAGAGAAACAAUGACAUAAAUUAAUUGUAUCAUUAACGAUUAUAAUUAACGAAAAAAAUUUUUGUUUAGUGUCUAUAUUUUGUGCCGUACAAUUAACUAAGAUGCAGUGGGUUCUACUAGCUGUUUUAUCCUUGUCUGUGGCAUACGCCUCAAACCUACCACCGUCGUGCAGCAAGCCAGUGUAUUGCAACAGCAAACUCUUGCAUUAUGUUCAGAUGUCAAACAUCUAUCCAGACUCCAAAACGUUUGUUGACCUUCGAAUGAGAAAUGAUGAAAACAGCACUCUUGCCGCUUUCGAUGAUUUACUCACGGAAACCAAUAACAACCCUACUAAAGAACAGAUUCAAACAUUUGUAAACAAGUAUUUUGAUGCGACAAGCGAACUCGAGAAUUGGACUCCUCCUGACUUCAACCCAGAGCCAGCUUUUCUUGCAACUAUUCGAGAUGAUAAAUUGAGACAAUUUGGAAAAGAUAUCAACAAUAUCUGGCCUACUCUUGGUAGAAAAGUCAAAGCUGAAGUCCUCGAAAAUCCUGACAGGUUUAGUCUUAUACCUGUUGAUAAUGGUUUUAUUAUACCCGGAGGAAGAUUUAGGGAACUUUAUUAUUGGGACACAUAUUGGAUUAUUGAAGGUCUUCUUAUAAGUGGAAUGAAAGAAACGGUCAAGGGAGUUAUUGGUAACCUCAUCGAAUUGUUAAAGACUAUUGGACACGUACCAAAUGGAAGUAGGUGGUAUUACCAAGAACGAAGUCAGCCACCAUUAUUGACGCCAAUGAUGGCCCUUUACAUUCGAAAAACAAAAGAUAUGAGUUUUCUUAAAGAAAAUAUCGAUUCUCUUGAAAAAGAACUAGAAUAUUGGUUGAAAACGCAAGCUAUUACAUUUGAUAUAAACGAUAAAGUUUACACACUGCUUAAGUAUUACGCGCCUAGUGAGGGUCCACGCCCAGAGUCAUAUUAUGAAGAUUAUACUGACGCCCAGGCUUUUGAAACACCGGAACGUCAAAGUCAAUUUUAUAUUGAUAUAAAAAGCGCUGCUGAGAGUGGUUGGGAUUUUUCCACUCGUUGGUUCAUUAAUAAUGAAGGAAAUAAUAAUGGCAAUUUGACGACUAUUCGUGCUAGUGAAAUCAUUCCUGUCGAUUUGAAUUCCAUAUUUGCAAAUGCUCUUCAAAACGUAGCCAAUUUCCAAGCUCUUCUGCGGAAUCGUCGUAAAAGCUCACACUGGGCGUAUCUUGCUAAGCAAUGGCGUAGUACUAUUAAAGAAGUUUUAUGGAAUAAUGAUGAUGGAAUUUGGUACGAUUGGGAUUUAAUAAACAACCGACACCGCAAGUAUUUUUAUCCGAGUAAUGUAGCACCAUUAUGGAUGAGUGUAGUUGACAAACGUUUCGCCAGAACAAAUGCCCCUAAAAUUCUCCGAUGGCUUAAAGAGUCACAUGGUCUUGAUUACCCUGGUGGUAUUCCCACUUCAUUAAUAAGAAGUGGAGAACAAUGGGACUUUCCUAACGCAUGGCCUCCUCUAGUUAGCGUUGUAGUAAAUUCGUUGGAGGCAUUAAACACCAAAGAUUCUGUUCAACUGGCUUUCGAAGUUGCUCAAAAUUGGAUUCGGGCGUGUCACACUGGAUUUUCUGCUAGUAAACAAAUGUUCGAGAAAUACGAUGCCGAAAUACCAGGAAGAGUCGGUGGUGGUGGAGAAUACACUGUACAGACUGGUUUUGGCUGGUCUAAUGGUGUAGUUUUAGAGUUUCUAGGAAAAUAUGGUCGUAAAAUGACUUUGAAUGAUACAACAGAUGAUUUGCUUACAGUAAUUCCAUCUAAUGCUGCAACAUCAGGGAACACGGGCUCUAAAGUUGUUGAAAAUGAAAAGAGUGUUACGGAGAGCAAAGAUGAGGAUUAAUAAGUAUGCCUAAUACAGUAUGAAUUAUAGCAAAAAAUCAAGGCAAGCUUUAUCAAUUCUGUUUAUAUAUUUUAUAUUUGAAAUAAAUAAUAAAAUUUUAUGCUGAAUAUACAAAAAUAAAAGAAGUUACCAGUUACGUAAUAAAUAUAUUUUAAGAACGGUCGCGUGCCAUUUAAAAAAAGCACAAACUAUUUUUUAUUCCUAUUAAAUAAUAAUAAAUGUAUAAAUAGAAUAUUAUGUACAUAUAUUUAUAAAACUAGCUUUCCUAUACAAUAAUUAUAAAUAAGUAUUUUUGUUUAUUUUAGUCAAUGUGAAAGUAAUGAGUGUGAUUACAAAUUUAAAAUAUACGCCUAAUUUGAAAGGCAUUUACUAUAUAUAAGCAAAUUUUGUUACUGAUAAAUCAUUAGCUUUUAAACUAGGAAUAAUAGUUAAGGUCUUGAUCAAAUCAUUAUUUUU
Molecule: messenger RNA, 2402 nt
Organism: Nymphalis io (European peacock)
Lineage: Eukaryota; Metazoa; Arthropoda; Insecta; Lepidoptera; Nymphalidae
Product: trehalase-like
Exons: 2
Coding region: 159-1946 (595 amino acids)
Biological process (GO): trehalose catabolic process
Molecular function (GO): alpha,alpha-trehalase activity
Source: RefSeq, a predicted model, not a curated record